This is a messenger RNA of Mitosporidium daphniae, 2520 nucleotides long. RefSeq lists its product as uncharacterized. Lineage: Eukaryota; Fungi; Microsporidia. Gene Ontology annotation, molecular function: calcium ion binding; mechanosensitive monoatomic ion channel activity. The record is from RefSeq and is a predicted model, not a curated record. The transcript has a single exon. Gene Ontology annotation, cellular component: plasma membrane. Bases 1 to 2520 code for a protein of 839 amino acids. Gene Ontology annotation, biological process: transmembrane transport; monoatomic anion transport.
AUGAGCCCGAGAGAAAAAAAGGUCCGGUUUACCGGGAGAACUUCAUCACAACUGGAAGACGAAGACGAUGAUGAUGACGAUGCUCUUUUGGUUAAUAGUAGAACAUCAAACUUUUCCGGCUAUUUAAAAAAGCACCUCUUAUAUCUGUUCUUGUUUCCCAUUUUUAUUUCAUUGCCAUAUCUGGCGUACAAAUACAUAUUUGAGGGAGGAGGGGAAGGCCCCACAUGGUACUUUUUAUCGCUUUACGACUGGACCAUCUUAAUUGCAAGUAAUGUUUUGGUGUUGCUCUUGAUCUCUUUUUGUGUACGAAUACUGCAGGAUAUCAGUGUUCAAGUGACACCAAGGAGACAUUUCUAUGUUGUUCGCGUAUUGAGAAGAUCUAGAACCAAAAUAAUUAUGAGCUUCUAUUUUAUUGCUGCCCUUAUUCUUUUGGACAUUUAUACUCCGCAACAAUGCAGAGAUACCAUCAGUGAAAAUUCUUAUACUAAAGCUUCCAAUAGAAAUGCCAUAACCGACCCCAUUCUCUCCUCUUUUAUGGAACAAUUCAAACUUUCUUCCUUUUCUUUCAAAGAUCCCCAUUUUUUGAAUGCAUACGCAGAAGAAGAAGGCGGAAAAGACGAUCAGAAUGGAGGCGGAAAAGGCGACGGAAGUGGCGGAGAAAAAGAUUCCUCUUGUGUUUAUGCCUUUUCUAUUGCAAAAAAGGCCAUCAAAUGUGCGUUGGUAACGCUUAUUGGAGUCACAGUAUCAAAGAUUCUGGUAAUGCUGGCAUCCAUCCUUUAUCAGGACCAGGUAUAUCGAGAUAGAAUUUUACUCAAUCGGUACCAUCUCUUUGUGACACAUCUCCUAUUUUCGGUGUGCAGAUUUGAGGGUGCCAAAAAGGGGCUGCUCUAUACGCCAGCCAAUAUGCAGCCAAAAAGACCUCGCUCGGCCAUCUAUUCUUCCAUGAACUCUUUCAAUGAAGAAUCAGAUGCGGAGGAUGGCGAAAAUGAAGAAGAAGAGCUUUGCAAUCUGACCCAAGAUGAUCUUGAUGACGAUGUCGAUGAAGAGUACUAUUCUUUGAACAGGGACGACGAUGAAGAUAACUUGCUCCCUCUAAAUGCAUCGUCCUCUCAUCACCAGCAGACACGGCCCAUGACGACUCCUGUAAUCCAGGCAGAAGGACUUGUCCGGGCCCUCAGGAAUCUUUUUGGCGUCACCAGCAGCUCAAUUGAGGGAACAAACUUUGCCUCAAACGCUUCAGACUUGCGCCUAUUGACAGAAAAAGACUGGGUCAACUUUUCCACCUUCAAAAAGAACGUCGGAAUCUUUGGACCUGAUUUUUCCCUCAUGAUAGCAAAGGAGACAUCUUCAUCCGAUGUGGGGCUUCCAAUUCCAGAAUGUAAAAAGCGAGGGGCGUUCAUCUUUGACGUCUUGACAUGUGGAAAGAACCCCUCCAUUGACCUAAAUUGUGAUAAUGCUGCCCACAAGCCUGAAGGAGAGUCUUUUCUUCCUUCUGGGUAUUACAGCAAGGACCUGCUUGUGCCCCCUCUUCACCAGGGUGACUUUUUCCGUCUUUUUGCGUCCAAGGAGGCCGCUUCGGAGAUCUAUUCUGUGUUUGAUUUGAACCUCGAUGGAAAUGUAACGCGUUCGGAGCUCAAGCAAGUCUUUGUGCAGGUUCAUAAGGAUUAUCGCAAUUUGGUACGCUCGGUUUCUUCCUCUGCAGAAGCUUUGAGAGCCCUGGAUAUGGUACUAAACAUUUCCACUUCUCUAAUCCUUCUUUUAAUCUACGGGGUAAUCUGGGGUGCCAAUGUCUCUUCUAUUUUGACCCUUACACUUUCCUUCAUCUUGGCCUUAAAUGUGGUCAUUGGCGAUUGGGCAAAAAGCGCCUUUGACUCGUUGAUGUUCCUUUUUGUGUGCCAUCCCUUUGAUAUUGGCGACGAGGUUACCGUUGAGGGCGAUCCAAAGCGCUAUGUGAUUUCCCGCGUGGAUGUUUUGAAAACUGCCAUGCGAGACUCCACAGGAGUCGAGAUAUACAUGCCCAACCCGGUGCUUCUUCGCAAGAACAUCACCAAUUGGAAACGCUCUAACGAGCAAUGGGAGCAGGUGAAUCUGUAUCUAGGCUGCGACACAACGGAAGAGCAAAUUUACGCCUUUCGUGCUCGGCUAACCGAAUUUCUGAAGACACAAGGAAGGCAUCUGUUUCAUGGCAGCUUUGAGCCAGACUUUACCCCAAUUAUUGGGGAAAAUCUGGAUAUUCUUACGUUGAAAUUUAGGAUUCCCUGUAAGCUGACGCUUGACACGCGUCGCCAAGUGGAGAGACAUCGCCUGCUGCAGAAUUACAUCCGAUGUGAUUUGGAAACUUUGGGAAUCACCUAUUAUCCAAGAGGACCCUCUUCAAAUCCGUUGACUUUUUCCAAGGAGCGCUCGUCGUUUUUGAAAGCAUUUUCCAAGGCCGUCCGAAAGGAUCCCCUUCUUGCCGAAGACGCCGCAGGGAUUGCCUUUACCAUGAACAUGUUCCAACCGACACCAGGGAAGGCGUAA